This is a messenger RNA of Aspergillus thermomutatus, 1968 nucleotides long. RefSeq lists its product as uncharacterized. Bases 1 to 1968 code for a protein of 655 amino acids. Gene Ontology annotation, cellular component: cytoplasmic exosome (RNase complex); nuclear exosome (RNase complex); Ino80 complex. The record is from RefSeq and is a predicted model, not a curated record. Gene Ontology annotation, molecular function: RNA binding. Gene Ontology annotation, biological process: CUT catabolic process; exonucleolytic trimming to generate mature 3'-end of 5.8S rRNA from tricistronic rRNA transcript (SSU-rRNA, 5.8S rRNA, LSU-rRNA); U4 snRNA 3'-end processing. The transcript has 4 exons. NCBI's taxonomy places the organism in Eukaryota, Fungi, Ascomycota, Eurotiomycetes, Eurotiales, Aspergillaceae.
AUGUCACAAGAAAACGAGGAUUCCCGCUCUGUGGCUGAAAGCCUGCCAGACGAAGCAAUCAGUGCCCCUACGAAACAGUCAUAUCGUUCUUUCAAAAAGAAGUAUGCCAAACUUAAAGUCAAAUUCGAGCUUGGGAUGAAGGAGAGCGAAUCUCUGAUCCGCGAAGAAUUGCGCAUCGAGGAUCUCUCGAAGAGAAUCCAGGAGCAGAAUGACCAACUUCUAGAGGUUCUCCUUGAAUUUAACGAAAGUUUGCACAUCCCAGCGAAUCAGCGAUAUGAUCUCAGUGCACCGGGAGACUCCUCCUUCCUGCCCACGCCUGAACGAUCGCCGAUGUCCAUUGACUCUGCCAAGGCAAGAUCCAUUUUGAAAGAUGCCGAAGCACAGAUGGCUGCUGGCAGCAUGACACUCGAAGCAUAUCGCACUCUGGAAGACGAUAUCAAACGAGGCAACGCAUUUGCACCACAUAUGCAUUACACUACCCUCAAGAAGGUACCUCAUACGGGAGUGCCGCCCGUGAGACACGAUUCUUCUACGGAUAUCAGCCUGGAGGAGAAGCUGGGAUAUCUUACUCCCGAACACGAGACCGAGUACUACUUGAGUAUGGAUGCAAAGCUCGGCGACGAAGCGGCCGCCCUCGAGCUUAGUCGCAUUCCCGAAAAGCCAUCAUUUUCUGAGCGAGAAAGGGAAUUAGCGCUACGAAACCCUGUCUCCGUUUACAACUGGCUCCGGCGCAAUCAACCACAUAUUUUCCUACAGGACAAUGAGAACGCCUCCGAGAAGUCAGGCUCUCGACCGACUAAUGUGCGAGCGUCCAAAAGGGCAACCCAGCCACGCAAAGAGGAGGAGGCUUACGACGAAGACGGCAUCCUGAUGGAUACCGGUCCCACUCCGGGUAGCACCAAAGGCAAGCGCAAGCGCGAUGACGAUACGGGCUACAGGCCCAAGGGUGGUAGCAGCCGUCCCAGCAAGAAAAAGAAGGACGACACGAACUCGAAUGCCAAACGCACAUCGAAAAGAGGCCAUGGUACCUACUCGAAUCCGCUUUCAACUUCAAUCAUCGCCACCGUUGCUGGUACCGUACAGAAAACCAACAAACUGCUCUCCGUUCAGCCGCUGCGGGCCCGGUAUAUCCCAGAAAUCGGUGAUCUGGUUGUUGGACGCAUUGUGGAGGUUCAGUCACGACGAUGGAAGGUCGAUAUCGCCGCCCCUCUACUCGCACAAUUACCCCUCUCUGCCAUCAAUCUUCCAGGCGGUAUCCUACGUCGGCGGACAAGCGCGGAUGAACUGCAGAUUCGAGCCUUCUUCAGUGAAGGAGACUUGGUGGUUGCAGAAGUUCAGAGCGUGCAUUCAGACGGCUCAGCAUCACUACACACGCGAUCAUUGAAAUACGGCAAGCUUAGAAAUGGCGUGUUCCUCGCUGUUGCGGGAACCGGUGGAAGCGGAGCUUCGAGUUCGACAGUGAAGGGAGGUCAUGGUGCGGGGGCUGCCUCUGCAGGGGCGAUGGGCACCUCAGGCACUGGCGGUGUGGUCCGCGCCCGGAGACAACAGUGGACGGUCAACACAGCGAACGGAGGCGGCGAGGUGAACAUUAUACUCGGGGUGAAUGGUUACAUCUGGAUCGCGAAGCACGCCGACGGCGCGGCGGCAGCAUCCUCUACGACGGAGAAUAUAUCCAUUACCCGCAUGGAGGAAAUGGUGUCGAGCUCUAUCUAUUCCAGCCAGAACGAUGAGAUUCCGCCGCAGACACGGCGCGAGAUUGCACGCCUGGCGCAAUGUAUUCGCGUCCUGGUCCAAGGUGGAGUACGUGUGGAUGAGGAAACCGUCAUGAGAGCAUACGAUGCCAGUCUACAGGUUGAUCUUGAAAUCGGGGACGAUGAGGAUGAGGACGAGCGGGGGAGAGAGGGAAGGGAGUACCUCGAGGGCGACAAAGCUUCGGGGAUCCUAGCGUUGGUGGUGGAACAACAAUGA